AUCCCAGCGGGGCAGCUGGUUUGCUGGCUUCCGGGCAGGCUGAGAUCGAGAACCAUCUGGAAAUGGGGCGCAAGCUGCUGGCAGCUGGUCAGCUGGCUGAAGCACUGUCUCAUUAUCACUCAGCCGUAGAAGGCGACCCCAAGAAUUACCUUACAUAUUACAAGCGAGCGACUAUCUACUUGGCCAUGGGCAAGUUCCGCUCGGCACUGCCCGACCUGUCAAAGGCCAUUGAGCUCAAGCCGGACUUCCUAGCCGCCAGGUUACAGCGGGGCAACAUUUUCCUGAAACAGGGUAAUACAGAGGAGGCCAAACAGGACUUUGAAGCCGUGCUGCAGAGUGAUCCCAGCCACAAGGAGGCUCAGAGCCAGUUAGCUAGACUCACUGAGUUGGAAGUGUCCAUGCAAGAAGCCCAGGCAGCUUAUCAGAGAACAGACUACUCGGGAGCCAUCAGGAUCCUGGAGCAAGCCAUUGAGAUCUCCCCGUGGGACCCCGAAGCCAAGGAACUACGUGCCGAGUGCUACCUGAUGCUGGGCGAAUACAACAAGGCCAUCCUCGAUCUGAAACCCACCACCAAGCUCCGCGCUGACAACCGAGCAGCUUUCCUCAAGCUCAGCCAGCUGUACUAUGGCCUGGGGGAGCACGAGGAGGCGCUGGUGCAGGUGCGCGAAUGUCUCAAGCUGGACCAGGACGACAAGGCCUGCUUUGCCCAUUACAAGCAAGCCAAGAAGCUCUCCAAGCAGCUGGAGACAGCCGAGGAGCACGUCAGAGCACAGAGGUAUGAGGACGCCAUUGACAAGUACAAAGCGGCCAUGAAGACGGAGCCACAAGUGGAGGUUUACACCACCAAGGCCAAAGCACGCAUCUGUCACUGCCUCUCCAAGAGCAAACAACCCCAGGAGGCCAUUGACGUUUGCACAGAGGCUCACCAGCGGGACCCACAUAACAUCUUCAUCCUGCGCGACCGGGCUGAGGCCUACAUCCUGAAUGACGAGUUCCAGAAAGCGGUGGAGGAUUACCAGGAGGCCAAGGAGUUUGAUGGGGAAAAUGAAGAGGUGAAGGAGGGGCUGGAGAGAGCUCAGAAGCUCCUAAAGCAGUCAAAGAAGCGCGACUACUACAAGAUCCUGGGGAUCCGGAGGAAUGACAACAAGCAGGAGAUCCUCAAGGCCUACCGGAAGCUGGCCCAGCAAUGGCAUCCCGACAAUUUCCAGUCUGAGGACGAGAAGAAGGAGGCGGAGAAGAAGUUCAUCGACAUUGCAGCCGCUAAAGAGGUCCUGACGGACCCUGACAUGCGGCAGAAGUUCGACGCCGGAGAGGACCCCUUGGACCCCGAGAACCAGCAAGGGGGAGGAGGGCAUCCCCACCAGUGGCCUUUUGAAUUUAACCCUUUCGGCUCUGGCAAUUUCCACUUCAAGUUUCACUUCAAUUAACUCGGGGGCGGGAGGAGGAGCUCCAGACUGUGCAUCGAGGGGAGACUGGGGGCCAAUGGGCCAGGUGCCUGUCUCUACUGUAAUGACUCUGCAUAUGCACCAGAACCGCCUCCCACUCAAGGUGCCACAUUUCUUUUCGGGCUGAGGUGCCGGGCCUGGGAAUGGGUCAUCUCUGCAGCACGUGCUUUCCAAAUGACCUGCAAAUGGGUAGAGAAACGGCUUCUUGAUGGUAUGUCGAGGCCUGCGAGGAUUGCUCUUUCUAUGCCAAAUUUCCUGGAGAACUAAUUGGAUUCUCUCCGUGUGCAUCCCAUCUUUGUAGGAUCUCAGCACCGAUGUUCAACAUGCGCCUAACCCCCCCUCUUCAUCGAGAUGGGCAUCUGUUUUCAUUCAGAUCCUCUCCAUCUCCUCUUGUUUGUUUGCCAACGCCCAACACGCAUUUAGGAGAAAAGCGGCCUGUGCUGAAGUUCAGUGUGACGGUGGAUUAGAAAUUUCCCAUCAAAAGGGGGUGUCAUUUGCCCAGGUGUAACUAGGCAAACUAUUUGCCACAAGGAAACUUUCUAUGAAAAGUGUCUGCUGUGGAAAGUUGCGGCUUUUUGUUGGAAAUACAAACAAAGGCCUCAAAAGUGAAAAAUUUUCAAUCUGGACUCAUGGGAGUUAGGGCCUCAUACCUCUUAUUCCCUAUAAGCAUGGCCUGUAUCUCCAACCAUCUAGCAAGGGCUCUCGUGAUGCACAUCUCCCCCUCCAAUAGAGUAGGCAGUGGUGCAUCCUGGAAGAUGUAGUCCAGAAAGGGAACAUGCAAUGCCUGAACUACAUCUCCCAUGAAGAUGUCAGCUUGCCCGGACCAACCAGUCCUGCAAAGCAGGUAAAAGACAUUUCUGCUGUGCACGGGUGUGGUUGAUUUACAAACAAAUCAGAAUCAGUUGGGGGAAAAACACUUUCUGGAUUCUUAGUAUUUUUUCAAUGAACCAAAAAAAGCCUUUUUUCCCUUAAAAAAAAAAAAAAACCUCCCUUGCACAGUGAAUUUGCCCAAAUUCCAGGAUUAAAAAACCCUUUUUCCUUGUGUGUAUUUUUUUGCAGAGAAAUACAAUUUAUUUCCCCUUCCUGCCAAAUGUCCCUCGCAGGCCUUUGUGUAGAAAGAUGCAGACCUCAUUAGUAUUUUCCUUUUCCAGAUCUUUUCUGGUGGGCUACAUGGUUCUCUAUUCCUGACUGACUUUCCUCUACGAGGACUCUGCUAAUCCUGUCAGGGCGGAUGAAAGCAGGACUUCUAUUCCCACCCUCCGUGCUGCUCGCUCUGUCUGGUAGUGUUGCAGUCAGUCCCACUGAUAUUUUAUAACUGAUCCGGAUUUCUCCCCCACCUCCCUUUGCUAUUUUAUAGAUACAGUUUUAAUGUUGAUUUCAUUCCAGGAGCGGGUUACACACUGUAAUCGUUGCGUAAGUAAGGGGCAACUGAAGUGCCCCAACCCUAAGUGCUGGGAUUAAAGUUUGUAUUGCAAA
Messenger RNA from Pelodiscus sinensis (Chinese soft-shelled turtle), 2921 nucleotides. The record is from RefSeq and is a predicted model, not a curated record. Lineage: Eukaryota; Metazoa; Chordata; Testudines; Trionychidae.